AUGGUCAUGGCAGUUUCCUGUGCAAAGGUUCCCAAAGUUACUAUAAUUGUUGGUGGAAGCUUUGGUGCUGGAAAUUAUGCAAUGUGUGGUCGUGCUUAUAGUCCUGACUUCAUGUUCCUUUGGCCAAAUGCCAGAAUUUCUGUAACGGGUGGUGCUCAGGCUGCUGGUGUGCUGUCUCAAAUUGAAAAAACUAACAAGAAAAGGCAAGGGAUUCAGUUUUUACUUAAAGAUGUUUCUUGCAAUCUGAAAAAGUUCCAGCAUAUGGGAAAUAAUGAUAGUUUGUUGGUGGAAAGUUUAAAUAUUCCGAUUGUUCCUAUUCAUACGAAAAGAUCGGUUUUUAUUAAAUGGAAAUUGCCUGAUAUAAGAAGGAUGAAAUUAAAUGUUGAUGGUGGUGCUUGUGAUAAUCUGAAAGAGUCAGGGGGUGGAGGUAUUAUUCGAGAUUCCAAUGAUAGUGUUAUAGCAGGUUUUGCACACUCCAAUGGCUAUGCAACUAAUACUAUAGCAGAAUUUAAAGCAUUACUUGAUGACCUUCGGCUAUUUGAAAGAUUGAGAUUGCGGGAUGUUUUAAUGGAAUCGGAUUCAUUGGUUGUCAUGAAUUGGCUUGCAUCAAGAAUUUGUCAACUUUGGUUUCUUUGGAAUUUUUGGGAGGAGACCAAAGAGCUUGCUCAUGAGAUCAACAAUCGUUUUAGGCACAUUUUUUAUGAAGCAAAUAUGGUAGCGAAUUUGUUUGGCGAAAGAAGGUUCUCAUGGAAUUUAUUCAGAGUUUGA
Carya illinoinensis is the source of this 768-nucleotide messenger RNA. RefSeq lists its product as uncharacterized. Lineage: Eukaryota; Viridiplantae; Streptophyta; Magnoliopsida; Fagales; Juglandaceae. Bases 1 to 768 code for a protein of 255 amino acids. The transcript has 4 exons. Gene Ontology annotation, biological process: L-leucine catabolic process. The record is from RefSeq and is a predicted model, not a curated record. Gene Ontology annotation, cellular component: methylcrotonoyl-CoA carboxylase complex; mitochondrion. Gene Ontology annotation, molecular function: nucleic acid binding; methylcrotonoyl-CoA carboxylase activity; RNA-DNA hybrid ribonuclease activity.